Messenger RNA from Zonotrichia leucophrys gambelii, 2630 nucleotides. RefSeq names its product heterogeneous nuclear ribonucleoprotein K. The record is from RefSeq and is a predicted model, not a curated record. Gene Ontology annotation, biological process: regulation of transcription by RNA polymerase II; regulation of mRNA splicing, via spliceosome. Gene Ontology annotation, molecular function: mRNA binding. The coding region runs from base 155 to 1453 and encodes 432 amino acids. The transcript is spliced from 15 exons. Gene Ontology annotation, cellular component: nucleus; cytoplasm. Lineage: Eukaryota; Metazoa; Chordata; Aves; Passeriformes; Passerellidae.
UAAGCUGUUGAUCGAACCCCUCCCAACCCUGUUGUGUCACACAAAAACACGGGCGGCCUGUCACCGCCGGGCCCCAGGAUUUCCUUGGACUCUUGCAGAGACUGCGCUGGGCGGCGGAAUUGAAUUUUAUCUUCACUCCUAAGAAUAAAAGGUAAUGGAGACUGAACAACAGGAGGAAACCUUUACCAACACAGAGACAAAUGACCUGUCUACAGGCAAACGUCCUGCAGAAGAUAUGGAAGAAGAACAGGCCUUCAAAAGGUCUCGGAAUACAGAUGAAAUGGUUGAAUUGCGCAUUUUGCUUCAAAGCAAAAAUGCUGGAGCAGUGAUUGGAAAAGGUGGCAAAAAUAUUAAGGCACUUCGUACAGAUUACAAUGCAAGUGUUUCAGUCCCAGACAGCAGUGGCCCUGAGCGUAUCUUGAGUAUAAGUGCAGAUACAGAGACAAUUGGAGAAAUCUUGAAGAAGAUUAUCCCUACUUUGGAAGAGUACCAGCACUACAAAGGUAGUGACUUUGACUGUGAAUUAAGACUUCUAAUUCACCAAAGUCUAGCAGGAGGAAUUAUUGGUGUCAAGGGUGCUAAAAUCAAAGAACUCAGAGAGAAUACUCAAACCACCAUUAAGCUAUUUCAAGAAUGUUGUCCUCAUUCCACUGAUAGAGUGGUGCUUAUUGGUGGAAAACCUGAUAGAGUUGUGGAAUGUAUCAAGAUUAUCUUGGAUCUUAUCUCUGAGUCUCCAAUUAAAGGACGAGCCCAGCCUUAUGAUCCAAAUUUCUAUGAUGAAACAUAUGACUAUGGUGGCUUCACAAUGAUGUUUGAUGAUAGAAGGGGACGGCCAGUGGGCUUUCCCAUGCGUGGAAGAGGAGGCUUUGAUCGAAUGCCUCCUGGUCGUGGGGGACGACCUAUGCCUCCAUCAAGAAGAGAUUAUGAUGAUAUGAGCCCUCGCAGAGGACCUCCACCGCCUCCACCAGGCCGUGGUGGCAGAGGUGGCAGCAGAGCUCGUAAUCUUCCUCUUCCUCCUCCACCACCUCCUCGUGGCGGAGAUCUUAUGUCUUAUGACCGAAGAGGUAGACCUGGAGACCGUUACGAUGGAAUGAUGAUGCAGUGUCAUGUAGAUGCCUGUGAUGACAUGCAGCCACCAGAGUUGUUUGAGGGUGGCUCUGGAUAUGACUAUUCUUACACAGGGGGCCGUGGUUCAUAUGGAGAUCUUGGUGGACCCAUCAUCACAACACAAGUAACAAUUCCCAAAGAUUUGGCAGGUUCUAUUAUUGGGAAGGGAGGCCAGAGAAUCAAACAAAUACGUCAUGAGUCAGGAGCUUCAAUCAAAAUCGAUGAACCACUAGAAGGCUCAGAAGAUCGAAUAAUAACUAUUACAGGAACCCAGGACCAGAUACAAAAUGCUCAAUAUUUACUGCAGAACAGUGUGAAGCAGUAUGCAGAUGUUGAAGGAUUCUAAUGCAAGAUUAUUUUUUCUUUUUUAUAGUGUGAAGCAGUAUUCUGGAAAGUUUUUCUAAGACUAGUGAAGAACUGAAGGAGUCCUGCACCUUUUUUUUUUUUUUUUUUAAUAUCUGCUUCUGUUUAAAUAGCCAACAUUCCUCUGCUUCAUAGGUGUUCUGCAUUUGAGGUGUAGUGGAAUCUGCUUUUCGCCAGAUGUAACGUUUUAGUUCAUUAAAAAUAUUUGGGGUAGGAAAAGGUUGCACAAGACUAACACUGAAAUUUUGAAACAGCAGCAGAGUGGAUUUUAUUUUUGUUCAGUGGUAGUAAAUUGUAAUGUGGUUUUAUUUUUCCUGUAGCAAUUGUGAACACCCUGCUUUAUGUACACUGUAAUUUUUUUUUUUUUUUUUUGAAGGGGGGAAAGGACUGGUUGUUCACAUGUCCCUGGCAUCCUUUGAGGGCAGUGUGCAGAAUGUAAUGUUCUUUUUUAAGAUGUAUUUUACAAUUUUUAAAUAAAUUUAGUGAACCUAUUAUUGGUGGACGUUUUUUAAUAUAUGUAAGGUAAUAUCUAAAAUGAAUACACCCUUCCCCCACCCCCAAGAAAAUGCGUAAAUUAAAGUUGCUGUUAAGCUUACUCUUCUGCUUCUUUAAUAUAGAUGGAGUUACAUGUUUUUGGGAAAUUAAAGAAACAGUGUGAAAACUGGCUUGGCUUUGCUAUUUGGGGGAAAAAAAGUAAAAAAUAUUAAUGCUUACAUUGUGUGAAAUUUGACCUUUUUUCAUAUUUUUGGCCCUCUGCCUUGUAUAUAUAUCUAUAUAUAGGUGACAAAAAAUAUUUUAAAACUGUGAUGCCACUGAGUUAAGUGGGUUAAAUACACCUGGUUCUACACAGAUUGCUUAAUGCAAAUAUAGUUAAAAAUAGCAGUUGAUGAAAUAAUGACUGGUACUUUUCAGAGCUCAUUUUUGUCAGAUAAAACUUUUAUGAAUUGACAAAUUGGCAGUAUCUAACUUGAUUUUCAUUGUAUACAGACUCAAUUUCUUUGAUUUCCCUGUUUCUUGAGUUCCAUAGGAAAUAUUUGUGAGAAAUUAAAAAAUAAUAAAGUACUCCUGGAUAUUUCAUGUAAUAACUUGGCAUUUGUAUUUAUAGGUUACAAGUUUUAUUUUCGCUUCCUAAAUAAAAGCAAAAGCAAGAGGUUCGAGAA